This is a messenger RNA of Corythoichthys intestinalis (scribbled pipefish), 4715 nucleotides long. RefSeq names its product trafficking protein particle complex subunit 8 (gene trappc8). NCBI's taxonomy places the organism in Eukaryota, Metazoa, Chordata, Actinopteri, Syngnathiformes, Syngnathidae. Bases 238 to 4542 code for a protein of 1434 amino acids. Gene Ontology annotation, molecular function: protein binding. Gene Ontology annotation, cellular component: TRAPPIII protein complex. The transcript is spliced from 30 exons. The record is from RefSeq and is a predicted model, not a curated record.
CAUUCCGGGACAGUCCCUCGUGCUAGUCACAUGACCCGCACCGUCUCCCCGUUCCCAACCGGAAGAGCGGCUGUCAGUCAGUAGUAGCCAACCAGGCCCCAAACCCGAGCGGGAGUCCUUCACAGUCCGCCCGAAGUGAAGCGGUUCUGCAUGAUGUGACGCCCGCCGACCGAGCCCCGACCCGCCGCCAACACUCGCUCCCCGGUCAGUCCAAAGCAGGACCCCUUUAGCCUCGCCAUGGCGCAGUGCGUGCAGUCCGUCCAAGAGUUCGUCCAGGACUCUUUCGUGCCGAUGGUGGCCGUGCUGUGCAGCGACGAGGCGGAGAGGCUCACCCGGAAAAACAGGCUUAACUUCGCCGAGCUGCUCCGGCCUUUCUGCCGCCUUACUUCCGAAGGUCAUCUGCGCGACCCCAACAACCAACUUCAAGUGGUCAAGAACCUUCGCAUCUGCGUCACCAAGGUGACGCCGGGCGCCGCCCCGCCGUCGGGUUCCGCCCUGAGCCCCGGUCAGCGGCGUCGGCUCGACCGGGUGGUGCUCUCCUGCCAGCCGCAAGAGGGCGCCGUCACCACCGCCGUGGCGGCGGGAGACUACGACCUCAGCUUCAGCGAUGAAGCUCUUAAAUCUAGCGCCCCCUGGUUCAGUUCGUGGAGAGAGACGCUGACGGAGGUGCGCGCCUCCAAGCUCUUCUCAGCGACCACGCCCUGGUUCGAAGCCUACCGGGAGAACUUCCUUCAGUUGAUGCCCGCCUCCGAACACGAGUUCCUCAACCACUACCUGGCUUGCCUGCUGGUGGUGUCGUCCGGCGAAUCUGCGCCGGUGGAGCAAUUUGUCAAGUUGUCGCAGGAGCAGCACCGCAUCCAGCACAGUGGAGACUACGCCACGCCCAAGUGGUUCAUCCCCAACACGCUCAAGUACUACGUGCUGCUUCACGACGUCAGCCAAGGCGACCAGCAACGGGCGGAGACUGUGUACGAGGACAUGAAGCAGAGGUACGGUCCCGCCGGCUGCUACCUGCUGAAGAUCAACUCCCGCACGCUCCCCGCCGAGCAGAACGAGCAGAUCCCCGACCCGUGGAGUCAGUACCUGCACAGGAACCACCCGCAAAGCCAGGACGAAGACGACGUUCCCGCCGAGGAAAACGACGUCGGCGCCGGGGAGGAUCGGCACUCGGCGGACACGGAAGGGAAGCGUCCAGAAGCGAACGGCGAGGAAAGCACGACUGGGCCCCGCGGGGCCUGUCUGACUCUGGACGACCACGACCACAUCCGCCAGUUCGUCCAGGAGUUCACCUUCAGAGGCCUGCUGCCUCACGUUGAGAAGAACAUCCGCCAGCUCAACGACCAGGUGGUGUCCCGAAAAGGUUUGAGCCGUUCCCUGUUCACGGCCACCAAGAAGUGGUUCGGCGGAGGCGGUGGCGGAAAAGCGCCCGAGAAGAGCGUCGGCGAGCCCAAGAACGCCGGCGGCCUCCUCAGCUACCCGCCGGAGGCUCCCGAACUACAAAUCAGGAAGAUGGCUGACCUGUGCUUCCUGGUGCAGCACUACGAGCUGGCCUACAAUUGCUACCACACAGCCAAGAAAGACUUCCUGUCCGACCAGGCCAUGCUCUACGCCGCUGGUGCCCUGGAAAUGGCAGCCGUGUCGGCUUUUCUUCAGCCCGGAUCGGCGCGACCGUACCCUACGCAUUACAUGGACACGGCAAUCCAGACGUACCGUGACGUCUGCAGGAACAUGGUACUGGCCGAGCGUUGCGCUCUCCUCAGCGCCGAGAUCCUCAAGAGUCAGGGGAAAUACUCGGAAGCCGCCACGCUGCUCAUCAAAAUGACCAGCGAGGACUCUGACCUGCGUAGCGCUCUGCUGUUGGAGCAAGCGGCGCACUGCUUUAUCAACAUGCGCACUCGCAUGCUACGCAAGUUCGCCUUCCACAUGAUUCUGGCCGGCCACCGCUUCAGCAAAGCUGGACAGAAAAGGCACGCGCUGCGCUGCUACUGCCAGGCCAUGCAAGUGUACAAAGGGCGGUCGUGGUCGCUGGCCGAGGACCACAUCAACUUCACCAUCGGGCGGCAGUCCUUCACGCUGGGCCAGCCCGACAAGGCCGUGCAUGCCUUCAAGCACAUCCUGACCAACGACAGCCGACAGACGGCCUCGCAGCAGGGCGCCUUCCUCAGGGAGUACCUCUACGUUUACAAGACGGUGAUGAAUCAGACCGGUGUGAGUUUACCCAACCUGCCGUUACCGUGCAUCCACAGCGCUGCCACCCGGGUCUACUUUGGGCACGAACGCCGGCCGGCCGAGGGUGAGAAGCAAGCCGCCACCCACGUAUCAUUAGACCAGGAGUACGAUGCGGAACAAGCGGCGGUGUGGCGCCGGCUGGAGGAGCGGCUGGCGGCCGCCGCCAACGGAGGCACCGUCCCCGCCAACUUCCGGCCUAGUCAGUGCUACCUGGACAGUCGCACCGACAACCUGCACCACCCGCUGGCUGUUGUGGAAGAGCCCAUGGUGGUAGAGGUGAUGUUCAGAAACCCCCUGAAGGUUCCUCUGGCGCUCUCCCGCCUCUCGCUGCUCUGGAAGUUCAGACGCCACGGCCACACCGGCGAGGACGCCGCCGAAGAAACCGAGGAGGAGACGGCCGCCGACCAGGACGCGGCGGAUCACCAGGGGGAGGAGCCGGUCACCACCGAGACCAUCCUGGACUUCCACCUGGCUCCGGAAGAAACCAAAAUGGCUCGCCUCAGGCUGCUGCCGCACAGAACGGGCUGUUUGACCGUGACGGGCGUGGUCUACGACCUGGCCGCCGCCCCCGUUCCCGAGACGGGAGAGGAUGAAGGGACGCAGAAGGUGGAGAGUGUGCCGGUGAGCGGGAAGCAGGACCUGAAAAUCCGAGGCCCGCGACUCAACCGCACCAAAGAGGACAAAAUGUUUGUGCGCUACGGGCCCGACCGGCGCUUGGAGCCUAUCAUCACGCCACCCGCGCCCCUCAUGGAGGUGUUCUUUUUGCAGUUCCCCACUGCGCUGCUGUGCGGCGAGAUCCGCAAAGCCUAUGUGGAGUUCUGCAACGUGAGCGCCGUGCCCCUGCGCGGCCUGCGGGUGGCGUCCACUCACCCCGACUUCUUCACCUUCGGCGGGCCGGCCCCGCCCGACCCCGCCUCGCCCGACAACUGCUCGGCCUACAAAACCCUGGCGCUGGCGGCGGGCGGCUCCGGCGAAGCCCGCCGGACACCGGCCUCGGCAGACAAUUUCGGGCCCGCUUCCGAUGUGACGGACGUGCCCGUCGGCGGUGACGGCGGGUUGCUCCCGGGACGCUCGGCGCGCCUGCCGCUCUGGCUGCGGGGGCCCGACCGGGAAGGCGUCCACCAGAUCAGCUUCCUCUUCUACUACCAAAGCCCGGAGAAAGGAGACAAGAUCAGCCACCGGGUGGUGCGUCACUCCGUCUUCAUCUGUGCCAGCCACUCUCUAAGCGUCCGGGCGUCAGCCUGUCCGAGCGCCGUCGCCCCUCAGCGGCAGGACGGCGGCGCGCUGGUCUUUGUCGACGUGGAGAACAUAAACACGAGCGAAGCCGGCGUCCGUGAGUUCCACAUCGUCCAAGUGUCCAGCGGCAGUCAGCACUGGAGCCUCAACAAGUGUAUCAAUCCCGCCAAAGAGAAAGAUUGCAAAGUGAGCAGCAGAGAACGAGCCAAGCUUUGCUUCCGGGCCACACCGUGCAAACCUCCGCAAGAUGCUUCAGAUGACGCCAACGUCUUCACCUUCUCCGAUGUCAGCAUGGGCAAUGAGCUGAUAGUCAGUUCGGCCACGCCGUGUGGCGACUUCUUCUUCCGGUGCCGCCGCACGUCCGAGUCCCGGCGAGCGGACGCCAGCCGGUCCGGGUCCAGGACGCCGUCGGGUAGCGGGAACCCUGACGAGGACGCCAGGGAAGAGCUGCAACGCGUGGUGGGCAAGUGCAACCAGCUGGACUUAGACAUCAUCGUCAUCUGGAAGGCAUUUGUGGUGGAGGACAACAAACAACUGAUUCUGGAAGGUCAACUCCACGUGGCGUUGCAGGCCUUUGGCAAGGAGGCCACUUCCUUGACGCCCAAACAGGAAUCUCAGGAGAUGGUCCUGCUCAAGUUCAAGUCGGAGCCGCCGCCUCCCGCCACGCUGCCGUCGGCGCAACUCGCGCAACUGGUCAAGAGCAACCUACAGUAUUCGGAGACACACGCGCACGACUUUGCUGCCAACAGCGUUUGCGUGGUUCCCGUUUGCUUGGUUUUGUCCAACUGCUGCUGGACGGACGUGGAUGUCACCGUAGACCUCAGGCACAAAACUAUCAGUUCGGAGUGGAGCGAGUGUUCCUUCACGUGGGUGGGCCAGACCCGCUACAAGCUAACUCUGGGUCCCCGCGGGACCCAUCGUCUGCAGCUGCGAGCCUGCUUCCUCCGGCCUGGCGUCUACAACAUCAACACGCCGGCGGUGCGCGCCGCGCCCGCCUCGCCCGCGGCGCAAUACGACCAAGUCGCCCAGCGCAACGGCGGGCCGGCGCUGGUGGUCAUCGCCGACGCCAACCAAUGAAGAAUAACGUCGGGCCGGUCUUCCGUUCUAAGCCCGGGGACCCGAUUCGCUGGGGUUUUUAAAGUGCUCGACGGCGUGACGUCACCUCUCGUGUUUAUGGUGUACUAUAUUUAUAACACAUAUCAUGUACAUAGAAAAUAAAUGACUAAUCAUUCUCCGCUAAACAGGUUGUU